CGCUCUGAAGUAGAGAGAGUAGCUUCAUGCCUCGCACAUGUCACAAGUAGUCCAAGCCGAUUUACAGCGUCUGAACAAAACAAAGCAUUUGCCCUAACAUUAUGCAAACCGCCUAAAGUUGUGCACUUCACUUGAAUUGAAACAUGUCGUCGAUCCGUUUGUCUUUGGCCGGACGAAGCUGCUCUGACAGCGGACUGAGCGGAUAAACGGGACUGAAUGUGACGGCUCGUCGCGUCGGUGAAUGAAGAAGCACCAGCCGCUCGCUUCAAAACACGUCCGAACAUGGCUGACAGAACAGCUCCCAACUGUCGCCUACGACUCGAGUGGGUCUACGGCUACCGGGGACACCAGUGCCGCAACAACCUGUACUACACCGCCGCCAAGGAGAUCGUGUACUUUGUCGCCGGCGUCGGAGUUGUGUACAACACACGGGAACACAAGCAGAAAUUUUAUUUGGGACAUAACGAUGACAUAAUCAGUUUAGCCCUGCAUCCAGAGCGAGUGCUGGUGGCCACAGGACAGGUUGGAAAGGAGCCGUAUAUUUGUGUGUGGGACUCGUAUACUGUGCAGACAGUGUCCAUAUUGAAGGACAUGCACACACACGGUAUCGCCUGUCUCGCCUUCGACCUUGAUGGACAGUGUUUGGUGUCUGUGGGCUUGGACUCUAAAAACACAAUCUGUGUGUGGGACUGGAGACAGGGGAAAGUUCUGGCAGCUGCUCCUGGUCAUACAGACCGGAUAUUCGACAUAUCAUGGGACCUGUAUCAGCAAAGUAAGCUAGUGAGCUGUGGAGUCAAACAUAUCAAGUUUUGGAGUCUUUGUGGGAACGCUCUGACCCCUAAGCGUGGCGUGUUUGGGAAGACUGGAGACCUUCAGACUAUCCUCUGUCUGGCCUGUGCGAGAGACGAGAUCACAUAUUCAGGUGCCUUGAACGGAGACAUCUAUGUCUGGAAGGGAAUCAGUUUAAUGCGGACAGUUCAAGGGGCUCACGGGUCUGGUAUUUUCAGCAUGAAUGCAUGUGAAGAAGGCUUUGCCACGGGAGGCAGGGAUGGGUGCAUCCGAUUAUGGGACCUGAACUUCAAACCCAUCACUGUCAUUGACCUCAGGGAAACAGACCAGGGAUAUAAGGGCCUGUCAGUGCGUAGCGUGUGCUGGAGAGGGGAUCACAUUCUGGUGGGCACGCAGGACAGUGAGAUUUUUGAGGUGGUGGUGCACGAUCGCACCAAGCCCUUCCUCAUCAUGCAGGGUCACUGUGAGGGCGAGCUGUGGGCCUUGGCGGUUCAUCCUACCAAACCUCUCGCCAUGACCGGUAGCGACGACUGCUCUGUUCGGAUCUGGAGUCUUGUAGAUCAUGCGCUAAUAGCACGUUGCAACAUGGAGGAGCCUAUACGCUGUGCUGCUGUUAGUACGGACGGAAUCCACCUCGCUCUGGGCAUGAAAGAUGGAUCCUUCACAGUGCUGAGAGUCAGGGACAUGACGGAGGUGGUCCACAUUAAGGACCGUAAAGAGGCCAUCCAUGAACUGAAGUACUCCCCUGACGGAGCGCACCUAGCCGUGGGCUCUAAUGAUAACUCGGUGGACAUCUACGGCGUUGUGCAGCGAUACAAGAAGGCGGGCGAAUGCGUGGGCUCCAGUAGCUUCAUCACACACAUGGAUUGGUCCACUGACAGCAAGUAUCUACAGACCAAUGACGGCAAUGGUCGGCGGCUCUUCUACAGGAUGCCCAGUGGUAAGGAAGUGACCAACAGGGAAGAACUGAAGCUUGUCCAGUGGUCUUCAUGGACUUGUGUCCUCGGGCCGGAGGUGAAUGGGAUCUGGCCUAAAUACUCUGAUAUCAAUGACAUCAACUCUGUAGAUGCCAACUUCAAUAGUCAAGUUUUAGUGACAGCAGACGAUUAUGGAUUAGUUAAAUUAUUUCGGUACCCAUGUGUAAGAAAAGGUGCUAAGUUUAAAAAAUAUUUAGGGCAUUCAGCACACAUAACCAAUGUCAGAUGGUCACAUGAUUAUCAGUGGGUGAUUACUAUUGGUGGAGCCGAUCAUUCAGUGUUCCAGUGGAAGUUUGUCCCCGAAAGGAAGUCAAAAGAAACUCUUCAUAUAGCUCCUCAAGAGACAUUAGUAGACUCACACAGUGAGGAAUCCGACUCGGAUCAGUCAGACGUGCCUGAGAUGGACUCUGAAAUCGAACAGGAGACCCAACUUACUUACCGACGACGGGUUUACAAAGAAGAUCUACCUCAGCUCAAAGAGCAGUGUAAGGAGAAGCAUCGUGCCAUGGCUAUGAAGAAAAGGGAAAGAGCUCCAGCCAGUGGAUUGAGGUUGCACUUUAUACAUGGUUACAGAGGUUAUGACUGCAGAAGUAACCUCUUCUACACUCAGACCGGUGAGAUUGUGUAUCAUGUGGCGGCUGUGGGAGUGGUGUACAACAGACAGCAGAACACACAGCGCUUUUACCUGGGCCAUGAUGAUGACAUCCUCUGUCUGGCCAUCCACCCCGUCAAAGACUAUGUAGCCACAGGCCAGGUGGGCCGUGAUUCUUCUAUUCAUAUAUGGGAAACAGAGUUUUUGAAGCCAUUGUCUGUUCUUAAAGGAUUCCACCAGUUUGGGGUGUGCGCACUUGACUUCUCAGCAGAUGGGAAGAGGCUGGCUUCAGUGGGUCUGGAUGACAAUCAUACCAUCGUCCUUUGGGAAUGGAGGAAAGGAGAGAAGCUCUCCACCAUCCGGGGAAGUAAAGACAAAAUGUUUGUCAUUAAAAUCAACCCGUACAUGCCAGACAAACUGAUAACCGCUGGAGUGAAACACAUGAAGUUUUGGCAUAGAGCAGGCGGUGGACUGAUUGGGAAGAAGGGCAGCAUGGGAAAAACCGAAACAAUGAUGAGCGCGGUAUACGGCUGGACGGAAGAAAUGGUGUUCUCAGGAACCUGCACUGGAGACAUCUGCAUCUGGAGAGACAUGUUCCUAGUGAAAACCGUCAAAGCUCAUGAUGGGCCUGUUUUUAGCAUGCACGCCCUGGAGAAGGGUUUUGUGACUGGUGGAAAGGAUGGAAUAGUGGCUUUGUGGGACGACACGUUUGAGAGAUGCCUCAAGACGUAUGCCAUAAAACGAGCGGUGCUGGCCCCAGGCUCCAAAGGUUUGCUUUUAGAGGACAACCCCUCCAUUCGUGCCAUAUCUUUGGGUCAUGGGCAUAUUCUUGUAGGAACAAAGAACGGAGAGAUUCUGGAGGUGGACAAAAAUGGGCCCAUCACUCUUCUGGUUCAGGGCCACAUGGAGGGUGAGGUCUGGGGUCUUGCCACUCACCCGCAUCUGCCACUGUGUGCCACUGUGAGCGACGAUAAGACCCUGCGCAUAUGGGAUCUCUCCCCCAGCCACUGCAUGCUCGCCGUACGCAAACUCAAGAAAGGUGGGCGAUGUUGCUGCUUCUCUCCAGAUGGGAAAGCUCUGGCCGUGGGCCUCAAUGAUGGCAGCUUCCUCAUCGUCAACGCAGACACUCUAGAAGACCUGGUGUCAUUUCAUCACCGCAAAGACAUCAUAUCAGAAAUCCGCUUCUCUCCUGUAACAGGCAAGUAUUUGGCUGUGGCAUCAGGUGACAGCUUUGUGGAUAUUUACAAUGUGAUGAACAGCAAGAGGGUUGGUGUGUGCAAAGGCUCCAUGAACUACAUCACCCAUCUGGACUGGGACAAGAGAGGGAAGCUUUUGCAGGUCAACACAUCGGCAAAGGAGCAGCUAUUUUUUGAGGCCCCUCGUGGGAAGAAGCAGACCUUGGGAAAAUAUGCAAAGUUUAAGCGGUACAUGGCCCACAGUACCCAUGUGACUAAUGUGCGCUGGUCGCAUGAUGACUCUUUGCUGGCAUCAGUCGGUGGCUCCGACACCUGUCUGAUGAUCUGGAGCCAUGAGACCGAGGGCCGCCGAGAGGCCAGACAGUGUGACAGUGAGGAGUCAGACAUCGAGAGCGAAGAUGAUGGAGGGUAUGACAGCGAUGUAACUCGGGAGAAUGAGAUCAUCUAUGUAAUCAAGGCCUUAUCCACAAACGUGCGACCCAUGACGGGGGUCAAACCCCACUUACAACAGAAGGAGCCGUCGGUAGACGAAAGGCAGGGCAUAGACCUGGUGCUUGAACUGGUGUUUGGUUACCGAGGCAACGACUGCCGUAACAAUGUGCAUUACCUUAAUGAGGGGGCGGACAUUAUUUACCACACUGCCUCAGUAGGGGUCGUCCUAAACUUAACAACAGCCUGUCAGAGUUUCUAUUUGGAACACAGUGAUGACAUUCUGUGCCUGACUAUUAAUCAGCACCCAAAGUUCCCCAACGUGGUGGCAACUGGCCAAGUAGGUGAUGCUGGUGACAUGUCAGCCACAUCUCCCUCUAUCCAUGUGUGGGAAGCCAUGAACAAACAGACCCUCUCUGUGCUACGCUGCCAUCAUUCUAGGGGCGUUUGCUCUGUAAGCUUCAGUGCCACCGGCAAACUGCUGCUUUCUGUGGGUCUGGACCCCCAGCACACCCUCACCAUCUGGAAGUGGCAGGAAGGUGCCAAAGUAGCAAGUCGGGCCGGUCACACCCAGAGGAUCUUUGUGGCAGAGUUCCGGCCUGAUUCGGACACUCAGUUUGUGUCAGUGGGGAUAAAACACGUGCGGUUCUGGACACUGGCCGGCAGGGCCCUGCUCAGUAAGAAAGGAGUGCUCAGCUCCAUUGAGGAUGCCCGUAUGCAGACCAUGCUUUCAGUGGCCUUUGGAGCUAAUAACUUGACAUUUACAGGUACCAUUAGUGGAGAUGUGUGUGUGUGGAAGGAACACAUUCUAGUGAGAAUCGUGGCUAAGGCUCACACUGGACCUGUGUUCACCAUGUACACCACAUUACGUGACGGGCUCAUUGUGACGGGGGGCAAAGAACGACCGUCUAAGGAGGGUGGUGCGCUCAAACUGUGGGAUCAGGAGUUGAAGCGAUGCAGAGCCUUCAGACUGGAGACGGGCCAGAUCAUAGACUGUGUGCGCUCUGUCUGCAGGGGCAAGGGGAAGAUUCUCGUAGGCACUCGGAAUGCUGAGAUCAUUGAGGUUGGUGAGAAGAACGCAGCAUGUAACAUUCUGGUGAACGGCCACAUGGAUGGUCCUAUCUGGGGACUGGGAGCUCACCUCACCCGAGACGUCUUCCUGUCUGCUGCUGAGGAUGGCACUGUGCGCCUCUGGGACAUUUCAGAGAGGAAGAUGCUGAAUAAAGUGAACCUCGGUCAUCCUGCACGCGCAGUCAGCUACAGCCCAGAGGGCGACAUGGUGGCCAUCGGCAUGAAGAAUGGAGAGUUCAUCAUCCUCCUUGUUACCUCACUAAAGAUCUGGGGGAAGAAGAGAGAUCGGCGCUCUGCCAUACAAGAUAUCAGGUUCAGUCCAGACUCACGCUACCUGGCUGUGGGUUCCAGUGAGAAUGCAGUAGAUUUUUAUGACCUGACGUUAGGACCGCAGCUCAACCGCAUCAACUGCUGUAGGGACAUCCCUAGCUUUGUCAUGCAGAUGGACUUUUCUGCUGACAGCUGCUAUGUGCAGUUGUCUACUGGUGCUUAUAAACGUGUAGUCUAUGAGGUGCCUUCUGGGAAGCAAGUCACUGAGCAAGCAGUGAUAGACAGAAUAACCUGGGCCACAUGGACAAGUGUCCUCGGGGAUGAGGUGGUGGGGAUCUGGUCCAGGAACACAGAUAAGGCAGAUGUAACCUGUGCUUGUGUGUCUCACUCCGGCCUCAACAUUGUCACAGGCGAUGACUUUGGAAUGGUAAAGCUGUUCGACUUUCCGUGUCCAGAGAAAUUUGCCAAACACAAACGUUUUCUGGGCCACUCUGCCCACCUGACCAACAUCCGCUUCACCAACGGGGAUCGCUUUGUCGUCAGCGCCGGAGGCGAUGAUAGAAGCCUGUUUGUAUGGCGGUGUGUUCACUCUUCUCACUGAGGGCAUACAGUCUUCUCUCCUCUGCUUCAAAACAUCACAAGCCCAGCUGACAGCACGAGUGAACAGACUCGUGGAAUGAGGAACAUCAGGCGGUGGAUUUCACAGAGUCUUCACUACCCGUCUGCAUGCGUCUUAAUGAGCCGUCGCCCAUACCUGAACUCAAGCGUUUCUGAAUGAUAGUUGGGUCAAGGUGUCACAUGACCCAGCAUACAGUAAAAGAUCUAUCAGAUGUGUAUGUUUACCCCCCCCUUUUUUUUUAUUUUUUUAAACAGAAAAUCCUGAGCUACAAGUUGCAGAACGUAAUUUAUUUUGGAGUCCAUCUGUAUCAAUGUUUUUAAGAAUUUCUUCCAAAUGAAAAAGAGCUUGUAGCAAGCGAAGUACGAUUAGCC
Molecule: messenger RNA, 6314 nt
Organism: Sinocyclocheilus anshuiensis
Lineage: Eukaryota; Metazoa; Chordata; Actinopteri; Cypriniformes; Cyprinidae
Product: echinoderm microtubule-associated protein-like 5
Exons: 41
Coding region: 283-5925 (1880 amino acids)
Molecular function (GO): microtubule binding
Source: RefSeq, a predicted model, not a curated record